Molecule: messenger RNA, 1305 nt
Organism: Lycium ferocissimum
Lineage: Eukaryota; Viridiplantae; Streptophyta; Magnoliopsida; Solanales; Solanaceae
Product: stemmadenine O-acetyltransferase-like
Exons: 1
Coding region: 1-1305 (434 amino acids)
Source: RefSeq, a predicted model, not a curated record
AUGAAGGUUGAAAUAGAAGUAGUCUCCAAGGAAACAUUAAUCAAGCCAUGUACUCCAACUCCGGACAAACUUCGCCAUUAUAGCCUUUCAUAUCUUGAUCAAAUAGUUCCGCCCGUUUUCAUGCCCCUCGUUUAUUUUUACCCCACGAGUGACCGAUUUUCCAACACAGAGUGUUCAGACAAGAUAAAGUUAUCGUUAUCCGAGGCCUUAACGAAAUUUUACCCUCUAGCAGGGCGUGUCGUGAACAACCUUUAUGUCGAUUGCAACGACGAGGGUGUACCCUACGUCGAAGUGGUAGUCAAGUGCAAGCUGGUAGAUAUCAUUUCCGAUCCCAUUCCUAAUGAGCUCAAUAAAUUCAUCCCUUACGAAUUGGAUGACGUGAAAAAUCUUGGAUUAGUAGUACAAGUAAAUUUUUUCGAAUGCGGGGGAAUGGCGAUUGGCAUAGGCAUCUCUCACAAGCUAGCUGACGCUGCGUCGUGUUUCAUGUUUAUCAACACUUGGGCAGCCAUUGCACGUCGCGAUUAUGAUGGCACAUGUCAUUCCCCCUUUUUUUCUCCGAGAUUUGACUCUGCAACACUUUUUCCGCCCAAGGACGCGUCCCUGGUUCAGGACGCGUACCUGGAAAUUCAUCAGGAAAACAUCGUGACUAAACGAUUCGUGUUUUCUAACUCCGAUAUAUCGGCUCUUAGAGAUGAGUACGCAGAUCAAAACAGGAUGAAGGGCAGCGUAUUCGAGAGAACAGGACGACGCCCUUCGAGGAUUCUAGCUUUAUCCGCAUUUUUGUGGAGCCGUUUCAUGGCGACCGUUCAUCCCGUAAAGGACCCGAACAAAAUUUAUGCUGUUACGCAUUCAGUAAAUUUGCGGACCCGGGCUGAUCCGCCGCUGCCCGAGUCUUUAUUUGGGAACAUAAUGCGGUCCGCGCUUGUGCUACCGUUCUUCGAUAAAGGUGGCGAAGACGAAGUUUUUCAGUUUAUGAACCAAGUGAGAGAAUCAAUGCUAGAUAUUAACAGUGAUUUUGUAUCACAACUUCAAAAAAAUGAUAUAAAACACUUGAAUUUGCUCCAAGAGAGAGCAAAUGAAAAAAAAAAAGGGCAUAUGGUAUUGCUUUGUUUUUCAAGUUUGUGUACAUUUCCCCUGUAUGAAGCUGAUUUUGGAUGGGGCAAGCCGAUGUGGGUCGGGUCGGGUCGGCUCGCUACGAAGAAUAUUAUUGGAUUUAUGGACACAAAAUCAGGUGACGGAGUAGAAGCUUGGGUGAAUCUCAAAGUCGAAGACAUGGCUAAAUUUGAAGUCGAUAAGGCUUGCUAG